ACUGCACCGUUGGUCACAAAUCAUGAACACCGGAGGCAGACCAGCUAUUCUCUCCGUUUAUGGGGCUUGACAAAGAUAACUGGCUAGUCCUCAUUCGGCGAUUGGCGCUCCUUCUCAUGCAAUCUGCAGCUAAGGAUCCUGUUUUCCCAAGAAGUUUAGAUUAUCUAUCGAUACUGGAGAAACUCAUGGAUGCAAAUGUCUUCCAACUGUCGGUGCCCGAAAGAGGCCGAUCACUCUGUGUUGGAAUUUCUAUUUACCUUGUAAGACGUGGCUUGUAUUGGAACAUAGCAGAGUCAUUCAGGAGGAUACCCAUCGAUGCAAAAUCGACUCCAUCAAUCCCUUCGCUGAUUUCUAUCUCGACAACGCCAUUCUCGGUGUUUCCUCCUGCCACCCCAGAGUAUAAGGAAUGCCUCCAUGCCUUUACCAUUGAUAUCCUUACGUUGCCGAUUUUACCAAACCGAUUGCCUUUGCCAGUUGUGUCGCAAUUGGCCGCUAGGCUACCAUUUGUCUCACUUGCGCAGCUUUCCAUACCUCAUAUUAUAUCUCGUCUUUCUGGAUCCUCGGAGAGUAGGGUGCAUCUGAUGGCAAAUCUUCUUACAUUUGGAUCACAGAGGGUAUCGAAGGCAUCCUCGCCCACUCUAAACAUGUAUUUGUCUUUCCUCGUCGCUCUGAUGGAUUCUUUGAAGCCAGGAUGUAUGGACCCUCCAAGAAACUCUAUUUCAAAGCGGAGGCAGUCCGGUGCUGCAACUCCGUGGCUGAGUGACUCGUCGGAUACCGAGGACGAGCAUCAUGCAGGAGGAGCCGAAUCGUUCAGCCUUCGGCUAGACUCUAAAACUUUAUUCCGACUCCAAACCCUGUAUUCUCGCUCGGACUUAGAAGCGCUUGUGCAUGCGACGCAACGUCAUCCGGAUGUGCGCCAGAAAAUCUUUGAUUAUUUCACAGCUCUUUGGCUGGUAUGGCCGAGUAAGAAGGAUAAGGUGAUGACGGUACUAAAUAGCGGCUCAUCGAGCAUUGGAUUUGGUCUCACAAAAGAUGUUUGGAGGGGAUGGGUGCGGUCAAGUGCAAUUGGAAAAGAAGAUGAUCCCAAACGAGCUAUCGAGAAACUCACAGCACCGUCCCUUGCAUCGCAAUGGCCACCAUUCUUGUUCAUGACUGAGUUAUACACUCACAACCUCCUCACAAUGGGGGACGAGGAAUUUUUUUCUUCGGCGCCCGGUGCUACUCGGGCUGGAGCUGGCGCCGGGAAUCCCCUGACUUUGGAUGAAGUUGCGUCGCUCUCGCGCCAAUUGCUCAAUGUGGCUUUUCCGCUGUACUGGCAUGAAGACCAGACGAUCUCUAACGACAGUGUCCCCGGCCUUCGCCUACAAUGGAAGUCUGUCAGAGAAAUGGCUACACAAUGCUUACAGGCUAUUCAAGCGAGAGACUCUAGAAGACCAUUUGUCCCCUUGAAUCACUGGCUCGUUACCUCCCAGAUUGACAUGCGACCCUUCGUUGAGGCGGCUGUUGCUGAUGAAGGGUCACUUGAUCGCCCAUCUAAAGUGUCGCGUGUUCUGUCGAGGCGUCAAAUGGCUUCCAUGUCGCCUCGGCUUGGUGUACUGAACAACAUCCCGUUUUCCAUCCCGUUUUCCGUUCGGGUCCAAAUCCUCCGUCGCUUCAUAGCCAACGAUGCUAGUCGUUUGGGGCUUGAUGACUGGUUCAACCUCCAUCGGUCAAGACCACGGUUCCAAGCUACCAUUAGGAGGAAACAGGUAGCGAAAGAUGGGUUCGAUCAACUCAGUGGAUUGGGUGCGGCUUUAAAGGAAAGAAUAUCUAUUACGUUCGUUGACGAAUGGGGAAAUGAAGAAGCAGGGAUUGAUGGAGGCGGUGUGUUUAAGGAGUUUCUGACUUCUUUAACGAAAGAAGCCUUCGAUACAGAUCGAGGGCUUUGGCUUGCUACCAACCGUCAGGAAUUGUAUCCAAAUCCACAUUCCUAUGCUAGAGAAGCACACCAACUGAACUGGUACAGAUUCAUUGGUCAAGUACUCGGGAAAGCCCUGUAUGAGGGUAUCCUGGUUGAUGUUGGUUUUGCAUCAUUCUUUCUUGGGAAGUGGCUUGGACGACAGAGUUAUCUAAACCUGGACGAUCUCCGAUCACUAGAUCCCGAGCUUUACAAUGGCCUAGUCUUCUUGAAACAUUAUGAAGGGAAGGUAGAAGACCUGGCUUUAAAUUUUGUUGUCGCGAACGACGAGUUCGGAGUUGCGAAAUCGAUCGAUCUCAUCCCAAAUGGCAGCAACGUGCCCGUGACUCGGGAGAACCGUACUCAGUACAUUUACCUCGUGGCGAAUUAUCGUUUGAAUAUUCAAAUCAAAAAGCAGAGCGAGGCUCUUUUUGAAGGGGUUGCAGACAUGAUCGAUCCGAAGUGGCUCAGGAUGUUCGAUCAGCAAGAGUUGCAAAUCUUGAUCAGCGGAACCCAGGAGCCAGUUGACAUUGACGAUUUGAAGCGAAAUACAGUUUAUGGGGGUCUCUACGACGAGAAUCACGCAGUUGUGCAGGGUUUCUGGAGGGUCGUAGAGUCUUUCGACCAGAAGCAGAGACAAUCGUUGCUGCGGUUCGUGACUAGCUGCAGUCGAGCACCAUUAUUGGGCUUUCAGGAAUUACAUCCCCACUUCUCCAUCCGUGACGCAGGUUCGGAUGACUCCCGGCUCCCCACAAGUAGCACAUGCGUCAAUUUACUGAAAUUACCCCAAUACCCCAAUGAAUACGUGCUUAGAAGCAAACUUCUUCAGGCGAUCACAGCGAAUGCCGGUUUUGAUCUUUCCUAGACUUGGUCCCCCGUUCCCCAGUAGUACACAUGCUUUCAUGCAUGCUAUUAGAGUCGACAAUCCCAGUAAUAUUACAAUAAAUUACACAGUAAUCAUAAUCAAUCCACCUUUCUAGCCCACUUCCUACUUCCUUGGUUCGCUAG
This is a messenger RNA of Cantharellus anzutake, 2944 nucleotides long. RefSeq lists its product as uncharacterized. The coding region runs from base 60 to 2801 and encodes 913 amino acids. The record is from RefSeq and is a predicted model, not a curated record. Gene Ontology annotation, biological process: ubiquitin-dependent protein catabolic process; protein polyubiquitination. NCBI's taxonomy places the organism in Eukaryota, Fungi, Basidiomycota, Agaricomycetes, Cantharellales, Hydnaceae. Gene Ontology annotation, molecular function: ubiquitin protein ligase activity. The transcript is spliced from 18 exons.